AUGCUUUUCCUCCCAGCUGCUGCUCUGUGCUGUCUGUGUUCAGCACUGGUUGCCAUGGCAGCACAGCUGAUUCAGGAGGAUUUAACAUUGACCAGGAGAGCUGGUGAAAAAGUUUCCUUCAGCUGUCGAGGACUUGACCAGUGUAACCAUGUAACUGUAUACUGGUACCAGAAGAACGACACAGAAACAUUCAAAGUGAUUCUUGAUAUUGACAGCACGAAUGGUAAAUUAGAUAAACGUUACAAUCACACUCAGGAAGAUGAUUUCUCAGUUGUAUAUAAACAGAACGGCUGGGAGUUACAGAUCCAGACAGUUAAACUCUCACAUGCAGCCACCUACUACUGUAGCUGUGCGAAACGUGGGUACCGCAUCUUUGGCCGUGGCACUAAACUGUUUGUAGAUGAGCAGGUAGUGAAGCCCGUGGUGAGCGUGUACCCAGCAGCAUCCAGAGCCCACCUGGAGGGGAAGAGCUCCCUGCUGUGUCUGGCCUCAGCCAUGUCUCCUCCUCUGGUCCAGUUCUACUGGACAAGACAGAAGAGGAACGGCCAGCUGGAGAAUGUGACCCCUGCUGAGUUUGAGCAGCUGGAGCUCAGAGAGCCGGGACGCAGCGCCUCCAUCCUGCUGCUCCAUCAGGAAGCGAACAGCACAUAUGAAUACCGCUGCUACGUCAAGCACGAGGGGGGCACAGUGAAGGCCCAAACAGAACAAGAGGUUUCUACUGUUAUUCCGCCAACACCAGCUCCAACAUCUCCACCAGCUCCUGUCCCGUCUCAGUACCAGGUGCUGCUGCUCUGUGUGCUGUACACAGUGCUGAUAGUGAAGAGUCUGGUGUACUGCUGUGGACUCUCUCUGCUGAUGAUCCUCAGAAACAAGGGACCGUCCACCAACUGCACACAUGCUGACUGACUGUUUCCUGCUCGCCUUUUCUCACCAUCACAUCUCAUCAAUUAAU
This is a messenger RNA of Scomber japonicus (chub mackerel), 952 nucleotides long. RefSeq names its product immunoglobulin kappa light chain-like. Lineage: Eukaryota; Metazoa; Chordata; Actinopteri; Scombriformes; Scombridae. The record is from RefSeq and is a predicted model, not a curated record. The transcript has 5 exons. Bases 1 to 906 code for a protein of 301 amino acids.